AUUUCUUGAUGAUCUCUGUCUUGGGCGCGAGAGACGGGGGAAGCAGGGAUGAGUAACGCCAACAUCAACGCCGUGUUCUAUGCGGACACGUACCACCCGAUUCAAGCCGGGAGCAUCGACGGCACUGAUACCCUCCCCCACGACAACGCCGUCUACCGCGCCGUCCUCUGCUCCGCCGCCGGACUCUAUGACCCGUUCGGCGAUCCCAAGGUUAUCGGUGAUCCCUACUGCACGGUCUUCGUCGGGCGGCUCUCGCGCUUCACCGAUGAAGAAACUCUACGAAAGGCGAUGAGCAAGUAUGGAACGGUGAAAAAUUUGCGACUUGUGAGACAUAUAGUUACUGGUGCCUCACGUGGCUAUGCUUUUGUUGAAUAUGAAACUGAGAGGGAGAUGCGUCGUGCAUAUGAGGAUGCACAUCAUUCUUUGAUUGAUGAUUAUGAAGUUAUUGUUGACUACUACCGGCAACAUCUGAUGCCUGGAUGGAUCCCAAGAAGAUUAGGAGGGGGACUCGGAGGCAAGAAGGAAUCUGGUCAACUUCGGUUUGGAGGUCGAGAGAGGCCAUUUCGAGCACCUUUACGCCCAAUUCCAUAUGCCGAUUUACAACGGCUUGGUAUUCCACCUCCACCUGAAGGGCGAUAUAUGUCACGUUUUCAGGUUCCAUCGCCGCCUAGGUGCAGAAGCAGCCAUGCAGACAUGGACGAUUCACCUGCUCGGCAGAGAAGAUCUCGUGACAAGGAAGAACCCGCUCAUAGGCGACAUAGGAGAUCAGCUGAUAGAGAUGAUUCCUCUCACAAGCAUCAUAAACAUAAACAUCGAGAACAUUCGCAUCAGCAUAAGAAGAGAUCGACAAGCAGAGAUUACGAUUUCUUAGAUCAUUGACUAGAUGCCUAACAUGUUAUCCUUAAUGGUCCUUCGAUCUUGGACCUUUGUUCAGAGAUCAAUUCCUUGCGUACUAUUACAUUCUGCACAUACAUGUCCGGUGACAGGCAAAUCUUUGAUUGAUUUUGAAGUUCUUUCUUGUUGUACUCCUCAAGACUAGGUUGAUCUUUUGGAUGUUCUGAAUCACACCAAA
This is a messenger RNA of Musa acuminata subsp. malaccensis (wild Malaysian banana), 1072 nucleotides long. RefSeq names its product U11/U12 small nuclear ribonucleoprotein 35 kDa protein. NCBI's taxonomy places the organism in Eukaryota, Viridiplantae, Streptophyta, Magnoliopsida, Zingiberales, Musaceae. Gene Ontology annotation, cellular component: U12-type spliceosomal complex; precatalytic spliceosome. The record is from RefSeq and is a predicted model, not a curated record. Gene Ontology annotation, biological process: mRNA splicing, via spliceosome. Gene Ontology annotation, molecular function: mRNA binding; snRNA binding.